AUGACACAGUCCGAGCUCAAAGCCAGCCGCUGUCAGCCAGAGUGCUCACUGCGCAUGCUCUAUCUAAGCCCUGGUAUUGUCUACUCUGCGCGGAAGCAGAGGGAAACGGUUCUGGGUUUCUUCCAUAAACUUGAGUAUCUGAAAAUGCUGUUGGAAUCAAAGGGCUGUUUAAGGUGUGAGGAAUGUGAUAAAAUCUUUAAAAACAUCAGAGCGCUCAACACUCACCGUCAUCUGCACAGAAGGACUAAGCACAAGUGUUCCAUCUGUAAAAGGCAGUUUUUAUACGCUAAAGUGUUCCACCUGCACCAGAAGAAAUGCAGGAAAUACAAACUGCGCUGCGAUAAGCGUGGCGUCAAGUUUUCUCUCAUAACCCAGCACAGAUGGCACCAGUGCGAUCACCAGAGGGCGUUGAGAGGAGGUGAAGGCUUCUGGUGUGAGCAGUGUGGGCUCAAAUGCCUCUCUGUAAAAACCCUUCAAAAACACCUGCUCCUACACUCACCUGCUCGGCAGUACCAGUGUUCACAAUGUAGCUGCAGGUUCCACAAUAGCCGCUGUCUGAAGAACCACCUAGCUACGCACCAAGAGGAGAAGCCCCACACGUGCGACGUAUGCGGGAGGACAUAUGCUCUAAAGGCACGCCUCAAAGAUCAUCAGCUCCUGCACCUAAAGGUCAAACCACAUCCCUGCUCCAAGUGUGGGAAGAGCUUCAUCAGACCAUACCUCCUGAGGGCGCAUCUACUGAAGAAGCAUCCUUGGAGCUGCAAAGAGGACAGAGAGAAGAGGAGAGCAGAACAGGGAGGCCAGAGGAGCGAGAGACAAAACACUGGACAUAGGAUGCAGAGGAGAGGGUCAGAGGAGCAGACGACGCAGAGGAGAGGAUCAGAUGGAGCAGAGGAUGCAGAGGAGAGGGUCAUAUGGAGCAGAGAAUGUAAAGGAGAGGGUCAAACUGAGGAAUGGAGAGGGUCAAAGGAGCAGAGGAUGCAGAGGAGAAAGUCAGAGGAGCAGAGGGGGCAGAGGAGAGGGUCAGAAGAUUCAGAGGGGAAGGACAGAGGAGCAGAGGAUGCAAAGGAGAGGAAGGGAGAAGAGAGGGAAGAGUGUGCAGAAGAGAGAGAGGGGGAGAAGGAACAGAGGGCUGUGUGGUGCGAGCGCAGACGGGAGUAUAGACAGGGCAGAGCUUUCGAGUGCAGUCACUGUGGAAAAACGUUUACAAAGAAGCAUCGUCUGGUCAUCCACACCUGCUCACACAGUGAGGAGGGCAAGCGAUACAGGUGCGACAGGGGCAGGUGCAUGCGGAGCUUUACCACUGUAGCCGAACUGCGCAGACACCUGCAGUUUCACAGCGUCCUGGGAACAAAGACACAGAAGAGACGAUUCCAGUGCAGCCAAUGUGAACGCAACUUCAAAAUGCCCCAAUAUCUGAAGCUUCACCAACGUGUGCACAUAGGGCCCAGGCUUCACGGGACAAAGAAGAGUGCACUCAGACGACACUGCUCUGAGGAUCACCAAAAGGCACAGGGUCAUGCUGAUAAUCAUGAAGACCACAGCUAUUACAGAAGUGACCCAAGCUUUGACCCCCCAGGGCUGCGCCUCUUUCUGCAGUUUGAGGAGAGCUACCACAGAGACAAAAGUGAGGACAGUGAUGAGUCCGGCUCCGCUCUGAGUGCACCUGUGGACAUCAGCGUGGAUCACUACACCUCCCAACUCAAACUGCAGCAUCACCAAGGCUUAGACCCCCUUAUAAUAUAUGAGCCAGAACAAGAGCCAACCCUCAGGAGGCAGGGACAAGCUGAAAUCCACAAUGUUUCUUUAAACAAUACUAUGCAGCUUUACAAAGAAACGCGCAAAAACCAGUGUGACAUGUGUGGGCGGGGCUUCAAACAGCCACGUUACCUGAGGGAGCAUAAGCGACUGCAUCUGGAACACAAGCCCCACACCUGUACAGACUGUGGCAAAGGGUUCGUCAAACCACACCUCUUGCGUGAGCACCGCACCCGUCAUCAUGGAGAGGGAAAGGGGGGAAGGAGGCAUUUCCUGUGCAAAGAGUGCAGUGUUCAGGUGAAACUGGGCUGUACCUCGGUGACAAAUGUCUUCUCUGUGACAGACUUCACUCACAUCAAAUGCUUUAUGAAAAAUCACACUUUAAUUUGACUAUAAAUAAAAUCACUUCCCAUCUCUGCUAUCUCUUUAUUAAAUUUACAUUUGCUCGCAAGGAAGGAGCAGAGGAAAUUUGUGGAUGUUGUGAAUAGGCCACGAAUUUACUUGGUGUGAGAGUACAGGAUACAUAAGGGUCAGA
Messenger RNA from Periophthalmus magnuspinnatus, 2293 nucleotides. Its product is annotated as zinc finger protein 91-like. Gene Ontology annotation, biological process: regulation of transcription by RNA polymerase II. Gene Ontology annotation, molecular function: DNA-binding transcription factor activity, RNA polymerase II-specific; RNA polymerase II transcription regulatory region sequence-specific DNA binding. Lineage: Eukaryota; Metazoa; Chordata; Actinopteri; Gobiiformes; Gobiidae. The coding region runs from base 1 to 2148 and encodes 715 amino acids. Gene Ontology annotation, cellular component: nucleus. The record is from RefSeq and is a predicted model, not a curated record. The transcript has 5 exons.